Molecule: messenger RNA, 1306 nt
Organism: Blastomyces gilchristii SLH14081
Lineage: Eukaryota; Fungi; Ascomycota; Eurotiomycetes; Onygenales; Ajellomycetaceae
Product: Poly(A)+ RNA export protein
Exons: 2
Coding region: 164-1252 (362 amino acids)
Biological process (GO): RNA export from nucleus; transcription-dependent tethering of RNA polymerase II gene DNA at nuclear periphery
Cellular component (GO): nuclear pore
Molecular function (GO): RNA binding; ubiquitin binding
Source: RefSeq, a predicted model, not a curated record
UGCUAACUAGACAGCGCCAAACCCCAGCACUCUUCUUCAACGAAGGCCCCGUUCUUGAUACCCGCUGAGAAAGUUGCUAGUUACUUUAAUUUUCAGUCUGCUUAAAUAUAAUUUCAACAGAUGCAAUAGUCCUGGCGUUGGAAUCGCUAGAAGUCUCCUCGCCAUGGCUCUUUUCGGCUCCACAACCACCAGCACCGCGACGGCCAACACCGCCGGCGACCUCUCGAAAGAUGUCGCCCUCACCUCUCCCCCCGAAGAUAGCGUCUCACAUCUUGCGUUUUCAUCAGUGAGCGAUCAUCUCGCCGUAGCGUCAUGGGACAAGAAGGUCCGCAUAUACGAAAUCAACGAGCAGGGUCAGAGUGAAGGGAAGGCGAUUUUUGAACAUGAAGCUCCCGUCUUGAGCUGCUGCUGGGCUCCGGAUGGUACCAAAGUCGUUGGCGCUGGCGUCGAUAAAGCCGCCCGCAUGCUGGACCUACAAGCAAAUGCCACAACCCCCGUUCAAGUCGCCGCCCAUGACGCCCCGAUCAGAUGUUGCGCUAUGAUACCCAAUCCAGGCAACUCUGCCCAAUCCCUCCUCGUAACAGGCUCAUGGGACAAGACCGUUAAAUUCUGGGACCUGCGCCAGUCGACACCGAUCGGCACGCUCGAAUGCCAGGAGCGCGUCUACACCAUGGACGUGAAAAACAAGCUCCUCGUCAUCGGCACUGCAGACCGCUACAUCAACAUCGUCAACCUCGACCAGCCCACCAAGUUCUACAAAACCAUGCAGUCGCCGCUGAAAUACCAGACGCGCGUCGUCAGCUGCUUCUCGGACGCCACAGGCUUCGCCGUCGGCUCCAUCGAGGGCCGCUGCGCCAUCCAGUACGUCGAGGAUAAGGACUCCAGCUCCAAUUUCAGCUUCAAAUGCCACCGCGAGACCCCACCGAAUACGCGCGACGUUAGUAAUGUCUAUGCGGUCAAUUCGAUUGCGUUCCACCCCGUGCACGGCACGUUUAGCACGGCGGGUAGUGAUGGGACGUUUCACUUCUGGGAUAAGGAUGCCAAGCAUCGGCUGAAGGGGUAUCCGUCGGUGGGCGGGACUAUUUCCAGCUCCGCGUUUAAUAAAACGGGGAAUAUUUUUGCGUAUGCGGUUAGUUAUGAUUGGAGUAAAGGGUAUACGAAUAAUACGCCGCAGACACCGAAUAAGGUCAUGAUGCACCCUGUCAUUCCGGAUGAGGUUAGACCACGUCCCGGCGCGAGGCGAACGAGAUGAUAUGGUUAGUUUUUGGCUUCUUUUUUCUUUUUCUUUUUCUUUUUCUUUUUUUUU